Messenger RNA from Achroia grisella, 3007 nucleotides. RefSeq lists its product as uncharacterized. Gene Ontology annotation, biological process: proteolysis. The transcript is spliced from 11 exons. Gene Ontology annotation, molecular function: zinc ion binding; metalloendopeptidase activity. NCBI's taxonomy places the organism in Eukaryota, Metazoa, Arthropoda, Insecta, Lepidoptera, Pyralidae. The record is from RefSeq and is a predicted model, not a curated record. Bases 173 to 2863 code for a protein of 896 amino acids.
CCACCACUGGAUACCACCACCACCAGUGAAUAAUGGCAAGAUGAACAUGAGGUCGGGUCAGUUAGCCCGUCGUGACAAAUUCACUAGCAAUUAGUCACAUGGUUUCCAGGGCGACCGCGUGGAAGUCGACCUAACAUGGUUCAUUUCAUUGAAUGGUUUAGAAUUUCAAAUCAUGAAAAUAACAAUGAUUUUCAUUCUAGAAAUAUCGACGAAAACAUUUGUGUUCUGGCCUAAUGGUACGAUACCAUUUUAUAUAAACCCGAAGCAUUUUGAUUACGAGCAAUCCUUGGCGAUUAUGACUACGCUAUCAGCCUUUGCAUUCAAAACGUGCCUGAAAUUCAUGCCUGCACUAGUGGCCCCUGAAGGAGCUCAACAUGUACUGGUCUUUGAAAACCCAACUGGAAUUAGGAAGUGCGUCUUGGAAUCUGAUGGACAUUCAAUGGAUGAGCCUCAUAAAAUAAUCCUUGGCUACGAGUGCCUGCGUUCGCCUCAGAUCGACAUGAUCCUCAUGAGGGCGCUGGGCUUCCCGUUCGAGCACAACCGAGCCAGUAGGGACCUGUAUGUUGACGUACUGCUGGAAAACAUAGAGCCAGCCGCAGUACAAUUGUUCAUGAAAGAUAUGAAACUGCCGCUGGAGUGGCGACAUCUACCCUAUGAUGUGAACAGUGUAAUGCAUUUUGGGGAGCGUGAAUACAGCAAGAAUGGACAUCGUACUAUCAUGUUUAAGGACCACAAUGUAAAACAAGAUAGAGUCAGUUUAACAAGUCUAGAUAUUCGGAAGAUUGAUAUAGUCUAUGGUCCUGAAUGUCGGCGAAGAGAUCGACAAGAAAAGAUAGAACUAUGCCAGAACUACCCUGGAGUAGCUCGUAAGAAGAGAGCUGUAGAAGAGAAUAGAAGUUUACGUGUGAAUCCAAAUAUCACUCCACCAUCAGAUACUGUAAAUGGUUCCAAAAAAGACACAGAAAAGAGUGCAGAUGAAUCAAAUAUUACUAUAGUAGAUGAAACAUUAAAAGAUCUCGGAAUAGAAGAAGAAUUGCAAAAUAUCGUCGAUCAAAUCUAUAAGAUGUCGUCUCUGGCCUUGGAUAACGCUAAACAUAAAUAUUGCAAUAAUUCUAAAUCUAUUACAAACAGUUCUAAAUUACGAAUGGGUACUGACUCUGAAAAUGCAAAUCCAGACAUUUUAGGCAUUGUUGAAAUUGUGGCCAAUUACGCUAAAAAUAUGGUCAAACAUGCUGUUUCUAAUUUAACGUUAUUUUGUCAAGAAUAUGAUUCGAUUGAAUCUUAUUUACGUGCAAGAUGUAACUGGCAUGAGCCAAAUAGAUGCCCCAAAACUUACAAAUCUACUAAAUCUGGACCUGUCAGACAUUCUACGCAACACAGACCAAUAUAUUUUCAAUCCACAAAACAUGAUAGUAGAGGACUUCAGAAACCGUACCACAACUUCCGUUCUGGAAACGAAAAUAAUGAAACAAAUACAGACAAUGUAAGAAGGAAAAGAAAUAUAAAAGAAAAUGACAAAAGAAUAGCGCAAUUGGAAGAUAGGAGGCACUCCCGACGAGCAGUAGAGAGACAAUACUUACGGUUUAAUUUGGCAGAGCUUUCCUAUAAAGUUUACAUAUUUGUUAACAUACAUCACUUAAACAGGGUCAAAAGCAAACGGACUACUAAAAAAGAACGAGAUUCAUCUGCAUUGUCAUUAGAAGAAGAAGAACAUACAAUGAAUCAGUAUCGUAAAGGUAAAAAGAAUAGACAUCAAAAGGACAAAAGUAACACAGAAGAUUAUCAAUAUGAUAAAUCAAAGAAUUUAAAAGAUAAUGAUCCAACGGACUCGAAUAUCCAUAGAUAUAUUAUACAAGAGCGUAAAAGAAAAGAGAGCGAAACAAAACACAAAUAUAUUGAACAUAAUCGUAAACCGAAGAAAAUAAGACAUGAGAAUAGCAGAGAAGACAAUAGACACAAAGAAAGAAAGCGAAAGAGACAGAAGCGUAUAGAAGAAUAUAGAGAGAAUAAUGAUCAAAACCCACAACUAAAACUAAUAGAUGUACACGCAGUCGAGUCACCUGAAGUUAAAACAGAAAGGAAUAGAGCACAAUUUAUACCUAAAACUGUACGUAUUUCGAAAAAGAACCGUGAAUUUUAUGACGACAGGAAGUGGCCGGAUGGUAUCGUCAGAUAUAUUAUUAAGGACGAUCCUGCAUAUGACAUAGCAGACAUGCGUCGCCGUCUUGAAGAAGUCAAUAGCAUUUUAAAAAAGAAAACGUGUGUGAAACUUGACGAGAUCACAGAGGAAGAAGCAGAGAGGUACACCGAUUAUCUACACCUGGACACGAGUCCAGAUUACGUUACAGGACGUGUGGGGGACAGGCAAGUGUUUGGAUGCCUGGAACUGUUCCGCGGUGGUCAGCACCGACAGCACGCCGCCAUGAUGGUGAUGGCGAUGCUUGGCUUCUACUUCGAGGUGGCCAGGCACGAUCGGGACAAGUACAUCAGAGUGCAUAUGAGGCAUGUACGACCUGAUAAAAUGCACCAUUUCGAAAAGAUAAGAGAGGACGCCACUUUUCCUUUACCCUACGAUUAUGCCAGUGCGACGCAUCCGGCUUGGCAGUUUUGGCGCAAAAUUGGCAAAACUGGCAUAUCCACGGUCGCCACUUACAAAGAGCAGGAUUCAGACGGUUCGGUCAUGAAGUCGCUCGGGCAGAACGAAAAUCUAUUAUCAGAAUUGGACUUGAUAAAAAUAAAUACAGUGUAUGGAAUACAGUGCUUUCGGAAGCCAAGUGGAGAGGCUGAAAGGAGUAAGAAACGGGUAGAAGAGAAAGAUGAGGAGUCAAGAGAAGAAGUGAGAAUUGAAGAUAAUUCAGAAUAGGAUAUCAGAUAAAAGAAGAGUGACAAUAUUGAAAUGGAGUUUGAUGUUAUUGAAUGCAAUAUUAAUAAUAAAAUAUUGCAUUUUUAUUUAUAACGUACACCUAAUAAGGCAAAAUAAUCGCCAGCCAUACUAAUAUUGACAUUU